AUGUUCAGGAAGAUUAACGCUGUGUUCCGCCCCAAUCAUGGCCAGCGGCAUCAGGACGGCCACAAAGCCCGCGACGACUACCAUAGCGCGUGCACCGUCAAGCUGGUGCGCAGCACGUCCAUGCUGGUGGUGGGUGAGACUCGCAGCAGGCGCACGCAGGAACCAGACACCACGCUGAAACGCAGCAAAAGUUCGGUUAACCUCGAGUCCACCACCGCAUUGUACUACUACCAGUCCCGCGAGGACCAGAUAUGGCUCUACUCGCAAAACCAGAACUGUUUACAGUACCUUCAGGAACUAGUCGCGUUGAGGCGUCAGUACACCCGGAGCGUAAUUAACCUUCAGAACGCGGAGCGGAGGAACUCACUGGUGUCGCCCAAGAAAAAGCCCGCCCCACAACCACCACGGACCAAAGCCACUCAGAGCACGAGACCUGAGCCCACGGCUCCUCCGAUCCCCAACGAGGAGGACACGCUCCAGUUCCUCGACUCCGUCAUCGCGAGCUGUGACCUGGAGCCCACGCGCAAGCCCAACGUGGACGACGGAAACGCUGACGUAGAUUUCAUCGGUAGGCCAGUGUGUCUUAGACUUACUGUACUUGUUCAAACGUUCUCUUCCUCUCCUCCAGUGGCCACCAGCACCAGUGGGCAUGAUCUCCACUCUAACUGGGUUCUGCGAGACCCGCGCCGGUUCUCCAUGGACGAGUCCCGACUGCGGCGCCCCCCCGAGUCCAGACUGGACCCUGGACCGGACCCUGCUGGCCGACGCAAGGGCCAGAGUGGAAAGGGCCAGAGUGGCACGGGGCAGAGUGGCACGGCCAGCGGGCGCAGACUCCAGCGCCACCCCAUACACCUACCCAAGGUGGUGGAGAGCGCCUUCCAGACGCUCCGCUUCAAACCCAAACUCAACAAGAAGGACUGAGUGUGGCAGGGUCUGGAUCUAUGACAACCAU
Molecule: messenger RNA, 952 nt
Organism: Clupea harengus (Atlantic herring)
Lineage: Eukaryota; Metazoa; Chordata; Actinopteri; Clupeiformes; Clupeidae
Gene: c9h13orf42
Exons: 3
Coding region: 1-921 (306 amino acids)
Source: RefSeq, a predicted model, not a curated record